AUGGCCCUCGCUGCAAAGAGCCGACCCUUGCAAGAGUGGUCGUUCACCCAGGUUGGAGGUGGACAAGGGACGAAAGAUGGCGAAUGGCUCUCUGCGUCUUCAUUUCCAACGACUGUACAUGUAGAGUUACUGAACUUGGGCCGGAUUCCUGAUCCUUUUCUGGGUUUGAAUGAAUGGGAUGUCCAAUGGGUCGGCGAGGCGGAAUGGAAGUUCAAAUCAGCUUUCCAGGUCACCGAAGACGAACUCUCUGCUCCCAAUGCGGACUUGGUGUUUGAAGGGUUGGACACGUUUGCCACAGUGACAUUGAAUGGGAGACAAAUCCUGCAGACGACCAACCAGUUCAUUUCGCACAGAGUUCCAGUUAAGGAUAUCUUGAAGGCCGGGUCCAAUGACCUUUUGCUACACUUCGAAAGUGCUUUUCUCAAGGGUCGUGAUAUUGAAAAAGCGAACGGGGGUAAAUUACACCUGUGGAACGGAGAUUCUAGCCGUCUUCAUGUCAGAAAGGCCCAAUACAACUAUGGCUGGGACUGGGGCCCAGUUCUCAUGACAGUCGGGCCUUGGAAGCCGAUCUACCUCCAGACCUACUCCUCUAGGAUCGAAGAGAUCGACGUUCGUACGGUGGUAUCUGAAGACUUGGCUGUCCAGUUCUCUGCUACUGUUGGAAUAUCGGACCCUGCGAGCUUUGCGGGAUCCGUUCAGUUGGAACUGCGGAAACCCAACGGGGAAGUACAACACUCGCAAUCCCUUCAAAUCUCCGAAAGUGGAAGAACUGUGCACACCUCGUCUUUUGCUCCCGGUGAAUUGGAACUGUGGUAUCCUGUGGGCUAUGGUGCUCAGCCACUGUACACUGUUGAGGUGAAGAUAGUUGCUCAGUGCGGUGACGUGGUAGACAAGAAAGAACAAACCGCUGCCUUCCGCCGCGCGCGUAUCGUACAGGAACCGCUGACCGAAGCCGAAGGGUUGACGUUCCUGUUCGAAAUUAACAACAUCCGCAUCUUUUGCGGCGGUUCAAAUUGGAUCCCAGCCGACUCUUUCCUUACUAGACUUACUGACAAACACUAUCGGCGAUGGCUCGAGCUACUGGUCGCUGGGAAUCAGAACAUGAUUCGCGUAUGGGGAGGAGGCAUUUAUGAGGCCGAUGCCUUCUACGAUAUCUGUGACGAGCUUGGGAUUCUUGUCUGGCAAGAUUUCAUGUUUGGAUGCGGUCAGUACCCGGCGUACGACUCCUUCGUCGACUCUGUCCGAGAAGAAGCCGUGCAAGCUGUUAAGCGUCUGCGCCACCACCCAUCCGUCGUCAUCUGGGCUGGCAACAACGAAGAUUAUCAAGUGGCCGAGUCCUACAACCUCGAGUUAGACUAUUCAGAUGAGUCUGGAGACUAUAGGAACACUACGUUCCCUGCUCGGUACAUCUACGAGCGAGUCCUUCCGGAGGUGGUGGAGAAACACACCGACACCUUCUAUCACCGCGGCUCUCCCUACAGUGGCCAAGGCAAACCGACUACCGAUCGAACCGUUGGUGAUAUUCAUCAAUGGAAUGUAUGGCAUGGAUCUCAAGAGCCGUGGCAUAAUUGGGAUAUCUUGGCCGGUCGAUUUGUUUCUGAAUUCGGUAUGCAAGGUUAUCCGAAUAUUCGCACCGUUGACUACUGGUUGGACGGUGACAAAAGCCAGAGAUACCCGCAGUCAAGAGUAUGCAAUAACCACAACAAGGCAGACGGCUUCGAAAGAAGACUGGAGUUAUACCUCAUGGAGAACUUCAGGCAUGCCUUCGACAUCGAGAGCUAUGUCUACUAUACCCAAAUUAUGCAAGCAGAGACGCUGGCUUCCGCAUAUCGGCUGUGGCGUCGCAACUGGAAAGGUAGAGGAAAAGAGCUUACUGCCGGAGCUCUGAUUAACGACUGCUGGCCGGUGACUUCAUGGGCCAUCGUGGACUACUUCCUACGACCGAAGCCAGCCUACUUCGCCAUCGCACGAGAACUUCGGCCAUUCGCUGUGGGGAUGACGCGCAAAGAGGUCACCACCUUUGAAGAUGAGCGUUCUGCGGUCAACUUCAAGAUUUCGACGGUCCUGGAAGUGUGGGGUGCAAACAGCACCCUAAUGGACAAAGAGGUUACACUUGAAGUUAAAGCUUUCGAAUUGGACUCCGACUGGACGGAGAAGUGGGACGCGAGAGUCACACUGGCUGCGAAUGCGAGCACUGAGCUAUUCAAGGGAGACUUGCCUGGCCAGCCGGUGAGGACUAAGAAGAGCGAGGUACCCAAGGCAAUCGUGAUCUGUGCUCGGUUGUUGGACGCAGACGGAAGCGUUCUGGCCAGGUACUCGAAUUGGCCCGAGCCUUUCAAAUUCAUCAACUUCCCACCCAUACAUUCGUUGGGUCUACAGGUCACCGUUCAAGAAGACGGCGAGACAAUCAAGCUGGAGACAGACAAACCAAUCAAGGGAAUCGUGCUCGAUGUCGACGGAGACGAUGUCCAAUGGAGUGAUCAGGGCAUUGACCUCGUCCCGGGCGACCCUCAGACGAUCAAGGCAGUGGGCUUGAAGGGACGCUCGGUCAAAGUUAGAUUCCUGGGCGAUGGAACCGCGUGA
Molecule: messenger RNA, 2583 nt
Organism: Coprinopsis cinerea okayama7#130
Lineage: Eukaryota; Fungi; Basidiomycota; Agaricomycetes; Agaricales; Psathyrellaceae
Product: beta-mannosidase
Exons: 20
Coding region: 1-2583 (860 amino acids)
Biological process (GO): glycoprotein catabolic process; carbohydrate metabolic process
Molecular function (GO): beta-mannosidase activity
Source: RefSeq, a predicted model, not a curated record